CUAAAAACUGAAACGUUAUUCAUUCACCGGGAGAAGAAUCCGACUAAACCAAAGAACCACCAAACUCACCGGGAGAAGAAUCCGACUAAACCAAAGAACCACCAAACUCACCGGGAGAAGAAUCCGACUAAACCAAAGAACCACCAAACUCACCGGGAGAAGAAUCCGACUAAACCAAAGAACCACCACCAAACUCACCGGGAGAAGAAUCCGACUAAACCAAAGAACCACCAAACUCACCGGGAGAAGAAUCCGACUAAACCAAAGAACCACCACCAAACUCACCGGGAGAAGAAUCCGACUAAACCAAAGAACCACCAAACUCACCGGGAGAAGAAUCCGACUAAACCAAAGAACCACCAAACUCACCGGGAGAAGAAUCCGACUAAACCAAAGAACAACCACCAAACUCACCGGGAGAAGAAUCCGACUAAACCAAAGAACAACCACCAAACUCACCGGGAGAAGAAUCCGACUAAACCAAAGAACCACCAAACUCACCGGGAGAAGAAUCCGACUAAACCAAAGAACCAGCAAACUCACCGGGAGAAGAAUCCAACUAAACCAAAGAACCACCAAACUCACCGGGAGAAGAAUCCGACUAAACCAAAGAACCACCAAACUCACCGGGAGAAGAAUCCAACUAAACCAAAGAACCACCACCAAACUCACCGGGAGAAGAAUCCAACUAAACCAAAGAACCACCACCAAACUCACCGGGAGAAGAAUCCGACUAAACCAAAGAACCAUCAAACUCACCGGGAGAAGAAUCCGACUAAACCAAAGAACAACCACCAAACUCACCGGGAGAAGAAUCCGACUAAACCAAAGAACCACCACCAAACUCACCGGGAGAAAAAUCCGACUAAACCAAAGAACCACCAAACUCACCGGGAGAAGAAUCCGACUAAACCAAAGAACCACCAAACUCACCGGGAGAAGAAUCCGACUAAACCAAAGAACCACCAAACUCACCGGGAGAAGAAUCCGACUAAACCAAAGAACCACCAAACUCACCGCCCUAAAAACGAAUAA
Molecule: messenger RNA, 1035 nt
Organism: Rana temporaria (common frog)
Lineage: Eukaryota; Metazoa; Chordata; Amphibia; Anura; Ranidae
Product: sporozoite surface protein 2-like
Exons: 1
Source: RefSeq, a predicted model, not a curated record